CAUCACGUGACGAUGAUGCAGUGUACACGUGACAAGGACGUCACUUGGAUACGCCCAUACACCACGUGUAUAACGUGAAGAUGACGGCGUGCGGAACGUGCCAAUGAUGUCACUGGGGUACGAAUAGCCACUAGGAACUAAUGGCUACCAUCGCAGCAAUGUUUGAGGAAGGAAGUGAACCAGAUGCACACAGCUAUGAUAUUCUUCAAAGCCAAGAACUUUUUAGUGAUUCGGAUUGUAAUUUAUUAACGAAGGAUGCCAGUAAGCCAAACAAAAGUCCAACUAACAGUCAUCAUGGCCGUCUGCUGGACAGCUGUUCUGAAUCCAGUAGUAGCCUAUUCCAGACUGAAAUUACCUGCACACCUUCAAGAACCAGGAGACGACAAACUGCAAAUAGACCCAAACCCUUGUCACCACUGUCAUCUUUAUCUGACUCCUCAGACUUUGAACCAUUACCAAAGAAUGUCCCUUUGGAAAAGAUCUUUGAGCGGUUCAGGAAAAUGAAAAAAAAACAUAAGAGAAAAAGACAGAAAAAGAAGUACAGAAAGCAUUUAAUUACAGAAAAGAAACCCAAGAAACCUCCAACAAAAAAGCUCACUAUUCCUUUGCAAGAAAAGUAUCGCCGACUUAAAGAAAGAACAGUUGAGUUCCCUUUUACUGGCCAAAAAUAUUUGCAUUUUAAACGGUAUCUUCCUUAUGAGCAAUCUGUUUUUGGUGGAUUUCUGAGCCAUAUUGAAAAGCUUAAGUGUGAUCGACAUCUGCAAAAUUCAUUACAGGGCAUGGAUUUAGGGGAAGAUUUAGAGAAUGAAAGUUUAGAAAUGCAUAAAUAUGGGUACCUGGAUGAUGCUGGACCGAUUUCACCUAUCGCUGAGCACGAUGCGAAUACUACCAGUAAUGAAGGUCUGUGUAAUUAUGAUGCAAAAAUUGUGGAAAAUGACUCAUUUAUAUUAAAAUACAGUGUGCCAAGCAAGGGAAAAUGGUGUGUUAAAAGGAAGAAGAAAAUUAAUACAUUGAAUUCUGAACCAAACAACCUUAAUUUCCAGGAAGAUGGACAAGUCUGAGUCAGACAAAUGAAAACCAUGUUUUCCAGGGUUUUGAGAGAGCACAUUCAAGGCCCAUGGCCUCUUCAUAAAAAAUUGUUUUGAAGCAAAACAAAUUGUACAGAUUGCAAAGUAAUAUAUUUUUAUACUACAUUAAUCAUUCAAAUAAAGUUUAGGAAUAUUUUUUGUUGUAUCAUUUUUGGAUUCAGCAGAAUA
Xenopus tropicalis (tropical clawed frog) is the source of this 1256-nucleotide messenger RNA. It is a transcript of the gene taf1d, whose product is annotated as TATA box binding protein (TBP)-associated factor, RNA polymerase I, D, 41kDa. NCBI's taxonomy places the organism in Eukaryota, Metazoa, Chordata, Amphibia, Anura, Pipidae. The transcript has 5 exons. Gene Ontology annotation, cellular component: RNA polymerase transcription factor SL1 complex; nucleus. The coding region runs from base 141 to 1061 and encodes 306 amino acids. Gene Ontology annotation, biological process: regulation of DNA-templated transcription. The record is from RefSeq and is a predicted model, not a curated record.